This is a messenger RNA of Strongylus vulgaris, 438 nucleotides long. The record is from the annotation of a GenBank genome assembly. Lineage: Eukaryota; Metazoa; Nematoda; Chromadorea; Rhabditida; Strongylidae.
AUGAUGAUGAUGAAUCGACAACCAUCAUUGCAUAAACCUUCCAUACAAGGACACAGGGCGCGUAUAAUAACUGGUCAACGAGCACUUCGAAUGAACUACGCUCCAUGCAAAGCUUAUAAUGCAGAUUUUGAUGGAGAUGAAAUGAAUGGUCAUCUUGUUCAAAGCCAUAUUGCGCAAUGCGAAGUGGCAGAGCUGGCUAAUGUUGGAAGUAACUUUUUGGUUCCGAAAGAUGCGACACCGCUUCUUGGCUUGAUACAAGAUCACGUUGUCUCAGGUGUUCUUUUGACGAUAAGGGGUAGAUUUCUGUCCAAAGAAGACUUUAUGCACCUCAUCUUGGCUGCGUUUGCUUAUCGAACGAAGCGCAUUGAUAUACCGCCUCCAGCCAUGAUCAAACCGCGUCAGUUAUGGAGCGGGAAACAAGUGGGCAAUCACAGUUGA